AUGAAGCAGUUGGCUAGACGCUACGUUUGGUUCCCGGGCAUUGAUAGGCAAAUUGAAAAUGUGCAUGCUACUGGCGCUAUCUGUCAAGCAAGCGCAAAUUUGCCAAAACAAGAAUUUUCACCUUGGCCAGAACCGUCAGGUCCCUGGGAAAGACUUCAUUUGGAUUUUGCGGGUCCCUAUUUCAACCGUAUGUGGUUAAUCGUGGUAGAUGCUUAUUCGAAAUUCCCAUAUACAAUAGAAUUGGCAGCGGCAACAACUAUGACGGCAAUCGCUGCACUCCAACGCAUUUUCUCUGUGGAGGGUCUGCCAAUAACCAUUGUUACAGACAAUGGUACGCAAUUCACAUCGCGCGAAUUUAAAGAGUUCUGCGAGCGUAACGUCAUUAAGCAUCUCACCACUGCUCCUUUCCAUCCAGCGUCAAAUGGACUUGCGGAAAGGGGGGUAAGAACUUUUAAAGAGGCUUUCACAAAAAUUAUGAGAGAUGAGCAGCAUAUCGUGCUACGCCAAAUCCAGUUUCAGGCAAAUCGCCAUCAGAAUUGCUGCAUGGUCGUCAACCGAGAAUCGUUUUGGCAGCAUUAUUUCCAAGUAACAACGAAAAGGUGGAAACUAAGUCUAAAUUUGCAGUGGGGGGAAAUAUAUUUGCUCGUAACUACUCCGGAUCUCAACGGUGGAUACGCGGAAAUAUUCACAAACUUAUGGGCAACAAAAGUACUUAUCCAAACAUCUAAUGGUGCCAUAAAACUACAUCAAAACCAAAUGCGUCCAGAUAAACACGACUAUUUAAACGAUAGCAUAGAUCCUGAGGACAUCGAGAUCGACACCAACGCCUUGGACAGCAAAAGAGAAUUGGAUACCACGGGUAAAAGAUCAUCGUUAACAGAUGUUCCAGCUCCUUCAGCAUGCAAUGAAGAUAUAGGCCUUCGAAGAUCACAGCGUACAAGGAAACCGACUGUUAGAUUUGAUAUUUGA
Messenger RNA from Rhagoletis zephyria (snowberry fruit fly), 969 nucleotides. RefSeq lists its product as uncharacterized. The record is from RefSeq and is a predicted model, not a curated record. Gene Ontology annotation, biological process: DNA integration. Gene Ontology annotation, molecular function: nucleic acid binding. Lineage: Eukaryota; Metazoa; Arthropoda; Insecta; Diptera; Tephritidae.